This is a messenger RNA of Cornus florida, 1098 nucleotides long. RefSeq names its product F-box/kelch-repeat protein At3g23880-like. The transcript has a single exon. Gene Ontology annotation, molecular function: protein binding. Lineage: Eukaryota; Viridiplantae; Streptophyta; Magnoliopsida; Cornales; Cornaceae. Bases 1 to 1098 code for a protein of 365 amino acids. The record is from RefSeq and is a predicted model, not a curated record.
AUGGCGGAAAGCCAUGGCAUCUGUGGACUUGUAGCAAAGUGGUUCAUGAAAUUCUUCCAACCACUACCCAUCCUCCCCCACGACAUCAUCUAUGAUAUUCUCUUGCUACAACCCAUCAAUUCUGUAGGUCGAUUCAGAUGUGUUUGCAGAGAAUGGAACAAUUUACUAACACGUUCCGACUUCAUCAAGAAGCACGUGUUGAAGGCCAGUGGUAAACAUCGACUCAUCGUGUCAUCCUUAGAGUAUCAUGUGUCUAGGGACUUGGAAGCACCCUACAAUAUUGUUAUGACUAAACUAGAGUUCCCAUGGAAGGAACAUGUUCAUGAGAUCAUGGGCUCUUGUAAUGGCUUGUUGUGUGUGUUUGUUGAUCAUAAUUACCUCUUUCUAUGGAACCCUACCACGAGAGUAUAUAAGCAACUACCACCACCUCCAAGUUGGUUAGAAAAACCUAUAUAUCAUCCAUUGUUUUAUGGGUUUGGGUAUAACAUUUCCAUUGAUGGAUGCUAUAACUAUAAGGUGGUUAUAGGUGGACAUGGCAUCAAAAGUUCCAUAGUUGAGGUAUAUUGCCAAAAAACAAGUUCUUGGAGAAGAAUUCAGGACUUCCCUUGCUUGAAUACAUUACAAGCAAGAGGGACCUUUGUAAAUGGAUUUUUGCAUUGGUUAGGUUUUGUGGGUAGAGGUAACGGUUACAGUAACAAUUAUUGUCACAACAUUGUUUUUCUUGAUCUAGCAAAGGAGGAAUUCGGGGAGGUUCUCGUACCGAAUUUUGAGAAUCCGUACGUCUUACUUGGCCUGGGGGUUUUGAAUGGAAUGCUUUGUGUGAUGUGUUCCCACAGUAGCGGAUGGGAGAUAUGUGCCAUGAAAGAAUAUGGUGUGCCAGAAUCUUGGAUUGCAUUGAUCACCAUACCUUACCGUUUGUGGACAACGGUACAGAUGUCGGCCCCCUUUUAUUGGAUGAAUACUGGUGAACUUGUGAUGCAAAGAGAUGACGAAAUGAUGGUUGUGUAUGAUCCUAGAAAAAAGUCAUUUAAGAAGCUCAUAGACUCCAAAUCGAGGAUUGAAUCAACUACUUAUGUGGAGAGUUUAGAAUCACCAUAA